AUGGCCGCUCGUGGCUAUGAAAAUCGAACCCAAGAAGCGCGGAGAAACCUACCAGAGCAGCCUGAUAUGAGUAUUCCGAUAAUUCCAAUCCUCACACCUGAAGACUCGGAAUGGAAAUAUAUAUCACCCCCUUGUCAUUAUGCUGGGACUGGUCCUGUGGCAGAACCCGUUGCAAAUAAUGUAUCAUCUUCUAAUACCUCUGUUGGUAACUCGGAUAUAUCCAUAGACGCUAGGCUCAAAGACGCUAGGCUCAAGCUUAAACUUGAUCUACUAAAACUUAUAGGCCUAUUACUGAGGGAUCCUGAUCAGACGCAGGUGAUAAGACUAAGACUGAAGUUCGACCAGUUACAAGUUGGGACAGCAGAAACGGAUUCUCGAAUCGAAAGGUUAAGAGCUGAAAAUUCGAGGAUUGAACGAGCAGAAUUAGAAGUGGAAUUGAGGAAAGCGAGAGCCGAGUUGGCAUCAAUAGAUGCAAAUUUGGCCUCUGACGAGAUAGUCGACGGCGAAUUGGGCGAGGACGAAUUAGGCGAGGACGAAUUGGACGAGGACGAAAUGGACGAGAAUGAAACGAAUGACAACGAUGUAUCGGGAGAGACUGGGAGGGAAGAGAAUAAGAAGGGAGAGGACGAGGAAAUAGAGGAUCACAAAAUUGAUGAGCACAAAAAAGAAGAGAGUGAAAUAUUGGACGAAAUGGAAGACAAAAAAAUGAAUAAGUAUGAAAUGGAGGAUCACAAAGCGAACCAGCAUAAAAUUGACAAGGAUCAGAAGAGCGGCAAAGACUAUGAUAAGAAAGAAACCCUUGUUAAUUCGUUCAGGGAAGCCAUUCGAAAAGAAUUGGAUGACGAACUCGAGGAAGCAUUUAGGAAGAACAAAAUACUCGACUUACAGGAAAAGAAGGACGGGCAUUCGCCUAAAAAGCGCAAAUUCGAGGAUCAAGAAAAACAGUCCGAUACAUCAAACGCUACUUCGUCUUCGCCAGAUGUGAAAUUCAGCAGCUCAAAAGUGGCGUGGAUAGAUACGGUACCGUUAUUGAGAGAGCUAAACACACAUCUGGCAGAGUGUAGGUUGGGUAGUUCAGCAGAGGAGAUAAUGGACAUUCGAUCUUGGAUUGACAGGGGAUUCGAUUCUGGAAUGAGAAGACUGCUGAGAAACCAGCCUAUUGCCGAUAUACUGGCUUCAUGGGACAAUAGAUACGAAGAUGAGGGACUAAAUAAUAUUCUUAGGUCAGUUGUACUAGUAUACGAUUCGAUUGAAGAUCUACACACGCUUCGUGUGCACUAUGAUCGAAUUCUCGGCGAAGCGGUGCUCUCAUUACACUCCAGAGCAAAAGUACGAGACUCAGGGAGGAACGAUCAUGAAACCGAUUUUGGAAAUUUGGCUCUGUAG
Molecule: messenger RNA, 1386 nt
Organism: Botrytis fragariae
Lineage: Eukaryota; Fungi; Ascomycota; Leotiomycetes; Helotiales; Sclerotiniaceae
Exons: 3
Coding region: 1-1386 (461 amino acids)
Source: RefSeq, a predicted model, not a curated record